Molecule: messenger RNA, 723 nt
Organism: Alternaria conjuncta
Lineage: Eukaryota; Fungi; Ascomycota; Dothideomycetes; Pleosporales; Pleosporaceae
Exons: 2
Coding region: 1-723 (240 amino acids)
Source: RefSeq, a predicted model, not a curated record
AUGUCCUCAAUCACACCAUACUCAUCUCAGGACUUUGGCUAUCCGUUGAUGCUCGAAGAUUACAUCCCGGUCCCUCCUCUACCCACUACUGUCGCAGAUCAGUGCGCUUCCUGUCGUGCUCCUGGCGCGAAGAAGAUAUGUGGCCAAUGCAAGAGCAUGCUCUAUUGCUCGCCAGCCUGUCAAGAACGCGACUGGGUCUCCAGCCACAAGCUCGCCUGCAAGCCCUACGCCAAAGCCAUCAAACAACCCAUUGGCAACAACAUGCGACGCGUUUUGCACUUCCCCGUUGACUCAGCCAAACCUGUCUUCUCCGUUCUGGCGUUCAAUGAGGAAGGUACGGUAAGCGGCCUUAGUUAUCAUUUCCCCGGUGUGCCGUCCCAGGAGAUCAAGAAACUAUCAUUCCACAACCGCUACUUUCCGUACUUCAUCCAGAUCAAUUACGACAUGAAUGCGAAGGGAGAGCGUGCACUUGUAGAGAACAAGAGCCUUGGACUGCCGUUUCGCGGUCCAGUCGUCGUCUUGGCAUAUGACCUGGACGUUGCGCUCAGUGGUCCAGCGUUGAACGCUGAUGCCUCGAUCAUGCGGCCGUUGAUGGAGUACGUUGAGCUGUUGCGCGAGUACGAUGGACCGAAGUUUGUGGAGCAGCCGCAGCAGAGGUAUACGGAGGCAAAGUUGGGCAUUAUUAUGGGAUCGGCAUCUUCGUCUGGUGGAGAAAGGGCAUGA